AUGGAGGUCCAUUUUUACCCCAUGAAGCAGCGCCUCGCGCCUGCGGUGUCCAUAUGGGACCGCGGUCUUGCGGUCCCGACGCGCCUGGCCAGUACAGCGACCAAAUUUGCUUCACGAGUGUGCGAACUGGAGCUGGCCCCCCCCUCGGGGCCGCCGGACCCGCAAGCAGCGCAGCAUUACCAGCCCCAAUUCGCCGUGCAGCAGGAGCAGCAGCAGCAGCAGCAGCAGCAGCAGCAGCAGCAGCAGCAGCAGCAGCAGCAGCAGCAGCAGCAGCAGCAGCACCAGCAGCAGGUGCCCCAGCAACAGCAGGAGCAGGAGCAGCAGCAGCCGCUGCCGCAGGCAGCGGCCGCCUUUGAGACCAAGAAGGCCGGCAAGCUGUCCCGCGCGUUCCCCCUUGUAGCCAUCGUGGGCCAGCAGGCGAUCAAGCGCGCCCUGCUGCUGGCCGCGGUCGACCCCGGCCUGGGGGGCGUCGCCAUCAUGGGGCGCCGCGGGACCGCCAAGUCGGUGAUGGCGCGCGGCGUGCACGCGCUGCUGCCGCCGAUCGAGGUGGUGGAGGGGUCCUUCUGCAACGCGGAUCCAGACGACCCCCGCACCUGGGAGGUGCGCGGGCACCCCGCUUCAUCUGGUUGUUGUUUUCUCUUUGGACAGCCUAGUUGA
This is a messenger RNA of Monoraphidium neglectum, 657 nucleotides long. Its product is annotated as magnesium chelatase subunit D. The transcript has 2 exons. NCBI's taxonomy places the organism in Eukaryota, Viridiplantae, Chlorophyta, Chlorophyceae, Sphaeropleales, Selenastraceae. The coding region runs from base 1 to 657 and encodes 218 amino acids. The record is from RefSeq and is a predicted model, not a curated record. Gene Ontology annotation, molecular function: ATP binding.